Messenger RNA from Rodentolepis nana, 4905 nucleotides. NCBI's taxonomy places the organism in Eukaryota, Metazoa, Platyhelminthes, Cestoda, Cyclophyllidea, Hymenolepididae. The record is from the annotation of a GenBank genome assembly.
AUGAGUUAUAUAGAAAUUAUUAUAAAUGAGAUUUGUGCCGGUGGAUUGGAUGGCGUCCCGAUUUCUCAUUUGUGGCAAAUAUUACAAGAACCACCAGUACAAUUUCCCUUGGAUAUUAAAGAGAAAACGAAGGAAUUUUUGUGGACUAAAAUUAAGUGCUUUCGUAGCUUCAACUUUUAUGUUCGCAAAGAGGAACCCCCUCCUUACGAAUAUAAGGAUAGAUUUGCAGACUUAGAAGAAAUUGUUGAAGAAUCGCACCCUGCUGUUGCACGAAAGUUAUACCCUGUAGAUGAACCCGGAGUUUAUGGUUCAUGUGCAGAUUACAAUACACGUACUUGUGUAAACUCACAAAUCUUCUCCGAGGAAAUACCUUAUUCCGAAGUAUACCGAAGAUGGGGAAAUCUUCUCGUCGUUGUAGCCCCCCAAUCACUUCGGACUAAAUUUCUAACUGGUUCAGAAGUUCUUAAUAACAACAUGAACCCGAAGCUUUACCGAGUACUUGAGUUAAUUGCAAAGUCAAGAUACAAUGGCAUUCCGAUAUCUGGUCAAGAGAGCAUCUUAUCCUACGGCGAGUCUUCUUCUACAGUGUUUUAUAUUCGAAAAUUGUUCUCUAGUGACGGUUAUAUUAAAUCUCAACCCUUUAUCACUCAUGAUGCGAAGAAAAGGGCUAUGAGGCGAACUACAUUAUUGCACAGUUUUCGCUUUUUCCGUCCUCUUACCUAUCCUCUUGCUUUGUUUCUGGAGAAACUUUCCAAUUUUCUGCUUGAAAGUAAAUCAAGAAUGAUGCUGCCUUGUAUAGUUUGUCAAAAAUUUGAAAUGGGAAGAAGAUCGCUUAUGAGAAUUGUAAAAUUUGGUAUUCAGCAGGGCUGUUUGAAGCUUAUACAUGUGUCAUUUAGUACCGCCUGUGCCCUCAUUAGCAACAGUGGGAAUGACUGCGGCGAGAUUUGUGCUGAGAUGCUUCGCAAAGAGACCCUUGAAUUGAAUAACUUGGACGGUUCUAUUAUGACCUCAAACGAAUCUCCGGGUAGAAGAUUUGUUCGAGAUGCCACUGUGAUUUACCUUCAACAUCCAUUUGAUGUUGAGAAGUACAUGAAGAAUGCACAUAUUGAUCAUGGCAGUCGUCCGGCUUCCUUAAAUCAACCUCAAGAGGAUACUGCAUUAGCCUUGGACGAUACAAUUGUUCCUGAUACUGACAUUGUUGAUGAGAAAGAACAGUUCUCCCAGGGAUCUUUCUAUUCAAUACACAUGAAUGGAGAAGACACCUUCUGUGUUCAAAUCUGCCGCUUCCUAUCCGACAAUGAGGCAAAGUCCAAUUCCCUCCUGGCAACGCAUUUCAACUCCUCACAUAGAGCUGUCUCUAGGUUUGCCGAUGCUCUCGCUGGAAUUGGCAAAUUAGCCACCUCAAAAAUCUCCGUUGGAACCACGUUCUGUCUUGUUCGGAGGUUUGUGACCGAAAAGGAGGCCUUUGAUAUUGUGAGAAGCACUAACAAUUCAAGAGGUUCAAUUUCAUUUUACAAUCAGCGAGAACAACGAAAAGCCUUCAUUCUGGAGAACCUUGAGAAAUUCCGCGUCUUUCCCUCUGUACCGGCUCUCCGGGCUCGAAUCUGGGCCCAUGAGGCAGCUCGUGGGUUGCCUGGCAAAAUGGAUAGGAAGUCUCUCUCUCGUAUCGUCGCUGAUUUAGUUAAAGAAGCUCGGCUUAAGUUCAUACACAUGCAGAUUAUUGGCCGAAGGCAUGAUGGCACACCCCGACCUGUUGAUCUGCAACUUGUAUGCCACCCAUCAAUCGAGACGGAUUCUCCAGAGUUAAUUGAUUGUGUAUUGAGAGAAAAGAAACGUUACAUGAUGACACCGAGGAAUUAUGGAGCCCUGAAACCUGAGGAAGCUCUCAUGCAAGCCCCAGAGGAGGAUGAAGAGGAAGAGAACUUGCGGACCAAAUUUCCUCAAGCUGUCUCUUUGGAUGUCUCUAUCACUAAGAAGGAAAUGGAGCUUAUUCGUCUGUCAGAUAAAAAUAUAUCCAAACUGCGAAGACGAUGUCUACUACACAAAUUCCUCUUUUAUCUUCUCUACGAACUUCCACCUGAUACCCAGAAGGUCCCAUCCACGCCUGAAUCCUGGGCACCGGUGUACAAUCCCGACUCAGUGGAAUAUCGAUAUGUCCCCCCUCUCCCCCCUAGCACUGUUCCAGGAUGGUUAACACUACAUGAUAUUCUCCAGUCAAUGCCAAUGGGUCUUUUCUUGUAUCUCUCCUCACCAAACAACGCUCCCCGCAUUCUACUCCAGUGGCUCUCUGUUCUCAAAGGUGGCGAAGCUAGUCUGCGUCCAGUUAUUAAGAAAAUCAUCUCUUCUCAAGUGGAAGAAGCCAAUGCUUUCUCGCCUUAUCGUGAUCGUGCUUCUCUAGCCCCCGACGCUUUGAGGAGAUUUGAACUCCUCCGAACUCCCAUAGCCUAUGUCCCCGUUCCGGGCGGUCACUCGGGGGGACUCUACGCGUGGAUAAUGAGUCGACACAACAUGAAUAGGGUGUAUAAACUCAUUAGAGAGCUUUCUAGCCACGGUCUAGUCACUCUGAAUGGUCAAACAACCCAGGGUCAUCUGCCUAUGGCAAAUAUUUAUCUCCAUCGAAAAGCGGUUAUCCUUGAUACGCGAUUCGCAGCUCCAGCUCAUCACAUCGUUACAGAUACCUCCAAUUGUCCACUACUCAAGUAUACUUUCAAAACUCCUGCAGAUAUCGAUACCUACUGGCUUCAUCUUCGGGCAAUUCUCAUGUACACGCCUUUUGGCUUUUCUCGAUUCUCUGAUCCCGCUCUUGCCAACUUUGCAGAUCUAGAACCCCCGGUAUUGUCAGUGAAAAGUCUACGGGAAGUGUUGGUCCAAAAUGACGAGUCCUACACCCCAACUCUACCCCAAAUCUUGCCAACAACACUGAAAAGACCCACUCCUUCAGUUGUAAACACUGCUAUUAGGGCGUUGGUUGAUAUUUACGAGACCAAGGUGGAGAUGUUUGUCCUGAAAGGCGUUGGUGGUCUGCACGCGGCUUUGUACAAAGUUAAGGCUCCGUUUGAAGAGAUGGGAUAUGGUGUUAAUGAACAAGGACUCUGUACACAAUAUCAGCCCCAAUACCCUUCCCCUACCCUUCAAAUGCAGCCCGCGGUUAGGGAUUUUGAAAUGAGAAUAAUCCUUGGAGAGUUUGAACCGGGCUUAAAAACCAUUGGAGAUGGAGCUUUUUGGCCCUGGACUGUGCAGCUGUUCUUUGGCACAAAUCCGGUGAAAGAGUUAGAAUUACCACCAGAACAUCCCGAGGGGUUAUUUAUAUCGCGAUCUCGUCGAUAUCCCUUCAGAAUCACUUCGACUGUUGAUAAGGACACAGAUGAGGAAGGUACACCAAGGAAAGAUCAUCGGCGCACUCGUAGCUAUAGGUUAAGAAGCGCCAGAAAAAAGCUGCGGAGGAUCAAUUCAGAUGGAGAAUCUGCUGAUGCCUCCGGAUCUGAUGCUGAUAAUGAAAAUGACGAUGGUGAUCAAGGUGAAGGUGAGGAGGAGGAGGAGGGUGGAUACAGUUCACCGUUUGAGGAAUUGCAGCCUAUUAUUCAAUCGAGAAAAAGACGUCUGCGCAAGAAGGCCUCUACGACACCUCACAUUCAUCGCAAAGCAAUUAGUCGCCGUUUCAUAUCAACGGACAAACGAGCAUUGGAUGAAAGAGAUGUUGAAAUACGCAACAGCUUGCAUUCAAGGCGCGCUUGUUGGACUAAAAUAGAAGAUCAGCUGCUGCUUGCCUGUCGUGUAGCUUCCUUAUUCCUUGUUGGCCACACUCGAGAAUACGUCUGUGUUCCUUCUAACAUAGUGCGAAACAUUAUGCACGAAUAUUUCCCUAUUGAGAGCAGUGACAAGACUAGUUAUGCUUGUUCACGUCGGUUGAAGUUUCUGUUGAUGCUUCGAAAUGAUGAAAGAACUCAAACCGAUAUCCUUCUUACAAAGGUUUCAAGUGAUACUGAACUCAUGGCUAAGUACCAUAUUGGCAAGUCAGCCUGGGUGCACCUUUACAAUCGUGACUCAGAACAGGCACAUCAUUUUUUCAGGGAUUUAGUGCAGCUCAUUGUGAAGAACUUCCUCCCGACCAUCGCUAAACAGUGUCCCCACAUGCUCAACAAGUCCCUGCUCAUUCCUGGGAUAUCAAAUGAGGAAAAUCAAGAGAUGAGUCGAGAAAAUCAGUUCAAUUUGGAGAGAAUUCGAGAAAUGCUCUUGAAGUCUCGUGAAACCCUUCGAUCUCAUUAUGAUUUUAUCCUCCUCGCUUCAGUUCACAGUGAACAAGCCCUACCAGAUAUUGGCCAGAGUCGACCCGCUAUUGUGAUUGAAACUCUGAGAAAUCUAUUUCUGGGUGCGCUCCGAUUGCGUAAAGAGAUUAACUCGCCACAUGAUCCGCUGAUGUUGAAUAGGAUUCUCAAACAGUAUCCCUAUGAGGAGAUGACAGCAGCUGUUAAAUGUCUGGCCACUACGGAUGCGUUGCGGAAACAGAAGAGCUUUGAGGAUUUCGAUCUUAAUAUUAUUGGUCACUUUCGGCUGAAGACGACUCUACGACUGGUCUCUUGGUGCAAUCUUCACUUAUUCAUAAAUAUCCGUUUCUUUAUGGAAGCUUGGAGUUUGUAUAGACAGUGUUCUGAGGAGACUAGACGAUUGCGUGGAAGGCAAAGAAGGAGUAAGGUGAAAGCCACUUCUCAAGCGUCAACAGAUGCGUCAGAAUCAUUGCAACGACCCAGAAAUGAGUGGAUUAUUACAAAACACGAUUUUGCUGAGCCUACUUCCGGUGGCUUAGUGGCCACAUUUACAGAAUUUCUCUACUGCAAAUCGGUUAAAAAGAACAAAAAGUCAGGUUGUCUCCUCUCUGCUCAUGAAUGGGAACUUUGUUCUAAAUAA